AUGGGAUUUAUAGAGGAAAACGGUUCUACGAACAUCAUGGGAUUUAUAGAGGAAAACGGUUCUACGAACAUCAUGGGAUUUGUACUUGAAGAAAUGAUGAAGCUGAGAAACGAGCAUACAUUUAACUCAAUGAGCAACAAUUCAAUUCUAGAAAAUGUACUUGGACGAAUCUCUGUUCGUUUGUCAGGGUGGGGACGUGAUCCUGUUGUUGUUAGUAACACAAGUAAUACUAAGAAUUCAAAGCGCCCUACUUACAAUGAAUUAUUGGAUGAUGUUCGAAAGAUGAAAAAAAGAUGUGCAAUUAUGGAACAAAAGAUGAUUGAGAAAAAUAUCAUGCCUCUUUCGUUAAGUAUAUUAUCGGGGCAAUCUGAAAAUGAUACAUCCGACUGUGAUACAUCUACCCACACCCCGUCUGGACAGUCUCAUGGUGAGAAUAUUGAUGAGUUUGAUCAUAUGGAAUGA
This is a messenger RNA of Lactuca virosa, 462 nucleotides long. The record is from the annotation of a GenBank genome assembly. NCBI's taxonomy places the organism in Eukaryota, Viridiplantae, Streptophyta, Magnoliopsida, Asterales, Asteraceae.